Prunus mume (Japanese apricot) is the source of this 1410-nucleotide messenger RNA. The record is from RefSeq and is a predicted model, not a curated record. NCBI's taxonomy places the organism in Eukaryota, Viridiplantae, Streptophyta, Magnoliopsida, Rosales, Rosaceae.
AUGUGUCAGGACUAUACCGACCUGAAUAAGGCAUGUCCGAAGGACAGUUUCCCCUUACCGAGAAUCGACCAGCUCGUUGACGCAACCGCUGGACACGAGCUGCUUAGCUUCAUGGACGCCUAUUCAGGGUAUAACCAGAUCUUCAUGGACCCUACCGAUAGCGAGCAUACGACGUUCAUCACCGACCGCGGGUUGUACUGUUACAAUGUCAUGCCUUUCGGCCUGAAAAACGCGGGGGCAACGUAUCAACGGCUCGUCAAUCGAAUUUUUGCUGAACACAUCGGCGGCAUUAUGGAAGUAUAUGUCGACGACAUGUUGGUGAAAAGCCGAACGACAUGGGGGCAUUUGGAAAACCUAGCCCUCAUGUUCGAUAUACUAAAGGACUGCCGAAUAAGGCUGAACCUAAUGAAGUGCGCCUUCGGUGUAUCUUCCGAGAAAGCAGAGCUUCCAAUUUUUUAUGUCAGGAAGGCUCUUCAAAGGGCGGAACUUCGGUACCCACCCUUGGAGCAGCUGGCACUUGCCCUUGUUGUCUCGGCGCGAAGGCUCCGCCCAUACUUCCAAGCACACGAGAUCACGGCACUAACCAAUCAGACCCUUCGGCAGGUACUUCAAAAACCAGAAACGUCCGGCAGGUUGGUCAAGUGGGCGAUCGAGCUCAGAGAAUUUGACAUACAGUUCAAGCCAAGGCCUGCAGAGAAGGGUCAAGUUGUCGCCGACUUCAUCCCCGAGCUCACACCCGCACCUUCGGAUGCACCCUCUCCGAACGCUGUUAUUACAGAACGAGGAAACAUGGAUGCCAAUCGAUUUGAUCUUUCGGUACCUCUAUGGAUCCUACAUGUUGACGGCUCGGCGAACCAACAGGGUUGUGGAGCUGGUUUGGUGUUAACUACUCCAGACGGGUGCAAAGUCGAAUAUGCCCUCCGAUUCAACUUCAGAACCUCUAACAACAAGGCGGAGUAUGAGGCUCUAUUGGCCGGCAUUCGGCUAGCCAAGAGCAUGAGCGCCAAACAAAUCAGCAUCCAUAGUGACUCCCAGCUCAUAGUGAAUCAAAUAACGGCAAACUUCGCAGCAAAGGAUGCCUCCAUGUCCUCCUACCUAUCGGCAGCCCACCAACUCCUACAAAGGUUCCAGGCUUACGAGAUUCAGCAGAUCCCCAGCACGAAAACGGCAGAAGCAUGUACCGUACGGUACGAGGACACAUGGAUGUCUCCAAUUUACGCAUUACUGACGAACGGAACCCUGCCCACCGAUAAGUCCCAAGCUCGGAAGCUCCGUUAUCGAUCGGCAAGAUACACAGUCAUCGACGAUGUUCUGUACAAGCGAGGCUACACCACGUCGUAUCUGAAAUGCCUCACUAAGGAGCAGGGGGACUAUGUCCUUUCGAGAAGUCCACGGUGGGGUCUGCGGUGA